This is a messenger RNA of Gavialis gangeticus (Gharial), 1679 nucleotides long. It is a transcript of the gene TFB1M, whose product is annotated as transcription factor B1, mitochondrial. Gene Ontology annotation, biological process: rRNA methylation; transcription initiation at mitochondrial promoter. Bases 250 to 1278 code for a protein of 342 amino acids. Gene Ontology annotation, molecular function: rRNA (adenine-N6,N6-)-dimethyltransferase activity; mitochondrial transcription factor activity. The record is from RefSeq and is a predicted model, not a curated record. Gene Ontology annotation, cellular component: mitochondrial matrix. Lineage: Eukaryota; Metazoa; Chordata; Crocodylia; Gavialidae. The transcript has 8 exons.
GUGUGAUAUUACAUGGAGGGGGGCGUUUAUUUAUUGAUUUAAUUAAUUAAUAGAUUUUCUCGCUGGCUAAGCUUGCCUUGAAGAGACGGUUGCCUGCGUCCCGCGCACGCGCUGUUUCCACCCGGCCGCUGCGUGGGGCGGUCGACCUCAGCGCGUAAGUACCCCCGUGCGCUCUCCUCCGCUCUGGCGAGUUCUGCGCGUGCGCAGAGGGAGAAGAAGUAACAAUUUUGACCAACGGCUGCUUCAGGAAUGGUGUCUGCUGGUCAUCUACCGCCUCUGCCAACUAUUGGAGAGAUUAUUAAACUCUUUUGCCUUCGGGCAAAAAAGCAGCUCUCUCAGAAUUUUCUGCUGAAUUUGAAAUUAACAGAUAAGAUAGUGAGACAGGCUGGCAAUUUGAAAGAUGCCCAUGUGUGUGAGGUGGGCCCUGGGCCAGGUGGGAUUACGAGAUCCAUUCUUAACGCCGAUGUUGCACAGCUCUUGUUGGUGGAAAAAGAUACUCGCUUUAUUCCAGGACUACAGAUGCUGUCUGAAGCAGCUCCAGGAAAAGUGCGCAUUGUUCAUGGGGACAUUUUGACUUACAGGAUGGACAGAGCUUUUCCAGAACACCUUCGAAAAAUGUGGGAAGAUGAUCCACCAAAUAUACAUAUCAUUGGGAAUCUGCCAUUCAGUGUUUCAACUCCUCUAAUCAUCAAGUGGCUUGAAAAUGUUUCCAAUAGAAAUGGACCUUUUAUUUAUGGCAGGACUCAGAUGACUUUGACUUUUCAGAAAGAAGUAGGAGAGAGGCUCAUAGCUAGCACAGGAAGCAAGCAACGCAGUAGACUGUCCAUCAUGUCUCAACACCUCUGCACUAUUGAAAACUGUUUCGUAAUUCCAGGUCAAGCCUUUCUUCCAAAACCAGAGGUGGAUGUGGCAGUUGUGCAUUUUACCCCUUUGGUGGAGCCAAAGAUACAGCAGCCCUUUAAACUGGUGGAAAAGGUUGUUCGAAGUGUUUUCCAGUUCAGAAGAAAACACUGCUGGCGAGGAGUAGGAAUCCUGUUCCCAGAGGCUGAUCGUUUGAAAAAAACUGAACAGCUGAUGCUGACAGCAGAUGUGGACCCUACUCUGCAGCCAGCUCAACUCUCUAUGUUACAUUUUAAAAACCUGUGUGAUGCAUAUAGGAAAAUGUGUGAUGAAGACUCAAGUCUUUUUGCUUACAAUUACAGAGAUGAACUAAGGGAAAAGCUGAGGUCCAAAAGAAACAGACAUUUAAAACAAAUGGAAGAGGAAGUUGAGCUAUAACAAUUUUAGUAAAGCAGGCAACCUUUGUUUAUUCAGUGUAGUUUACAACUGUUGUUUUAGUAGACUGAAGACCUGUACGUGUGCCUGCAUACAGACAUACCCAUUGACACCAGAGUUUUGCGGAAAGACUGAAAAAAAAAAAAAGUACCCAUUUUCUUAGUUACUCCAUUUGGUCCUACAGAAAGAAUCGAUGUGCAUUGUAAGUACAGGGCCCUUACUUGGUUUGGGGCUGCAGCUGCCUGCCUCCAUACUCUACCUAAACAUUUAGGUCUCAGUUUAGCAAAGAGCUUAACCUUAAUUUAGAUCUAAAUUGUCCUAUUGACGUCAGUGAGACAAUUCACGUACCUAAAGCUAGGAACAUGCUUGGCUACCUGGCUCAGUAGACCUGUCUCAGACUUUUU